AUGGAGAACAGCAGCUCAAAGUUGGACAACCCCACCAACAUAUCCCUGGCCACCAGCGAUGUCAUGCUUGGUCUGCUGGAAUACAAGACCAUCUCCGUCUUCCUGGUGCUCGGCAUUUGUGGGGUUGGCAUCGUUGGCAACGUCAUGGUAGUUUUGGUGGUCCUUACCACUCGUGACAUGAGGACCCCCACCAACUGCUACCUGGUGAGCCUGGCGGUGGCCGAUUUGAUGGUUCUGGUGGCUGCUGGUCUGCCCAACAUCUCUGAUAGCCUGGCAGGGACGUGGAUCUACGGGUUUGCUGGCUGUCUUGGCAUCACCUAUUUCCAGUACUUGGGCAUCAAUGCAUCAUCCUGCUCCAUCACUGCCUUCACUGUGGAAAGGUACAUUGCGAUCUGCCACCCCAUGAAAGCCCAGACCAUGUGCACCGUGUCGCGAGCCAAGCGCAUCAUUGCCUUCGUCUGGAUCCUCACCUCGGUGUACUGCAUGCUCUGGUUCUUCCUGGUGGACAUUGCCGUCAACCAAAGCCAGCAGGUGGAGUGCGGCUACAAGGUCUCCCGCAACCUUUACCUGCCGAUUUACCUGCUCGACUUUGCCCUCUUCUUCGUCACCCCCUUGUUCCUCGCCACCGUGCUCUACGGCCUCAUUGGGAGGGUCCUCUUCCGCAGUCCUGCCCUGCACCAGCCCACCGCCCCGGCUGAACGCUGGCGAGACCAAAGCAGCAAGGCGAGGAAUGGGACAGAGGCCGAACGGAGGAGGGUGGGCAGCUCAAGAAACAGAGGACCCGUCUCUUCCAGGAAGCAGGUCACCAAGAUGUUGGCCGUGGUGGUGGUCCUGUUCGCGCUGCUCUGGAUGCCCUACCGGACUCUGGUGUUGGUGAACUCCUUCAUGGAGCACCCCUACCUGGACCGCUGGUUCAUCCUCUUCUGCCGGGUCUGCAUCUACGCCAACAGCGCCAUCAACCCCGUCAUCUACAACCUCAUGUCCAUGAAGUUCCGCCUCGCCUUCAAGAAGCUGUGCAGGUGCCAGGAGGAGGAGGAAGAGCGGAGGAGGAGCUUUUAUUCAGCCUCAGGCAGCUACAGCGUGAGGAAGGAACCCGGCAUCCACCCCCAGGGCAACAUCAUGGUUACGGAGCAGCAACCGCCUACAGGAAGGGAGGCGAAGAACCUGGAUGCUUCGGAGGAAGUGUCGGCACUUGGCAAGAGCGAGAAAGAGAAGGAGCUGUACUUUAGUGUGCUCUGA
This is a messenger RNA of Elgaria multicarinata webbii, 1239 nucleotides long. Its product is annotated as thyrotropin-releasing hormone receptor-like. Gene Ontology annotation, molecular function: thyrotropin-releasing hormone receptor activity. Lineage: Eukaryota; Metazoa; Chordata; Lepidosauria; Squamata; Anguidae. The transcript is spliced from 3 exons. Gene Ontology annotation, cellular component: membrane. Gene Ontology annotation, biological process: phospholipase C-activating G protein-coupled receptor signaling pathway. The record is from RefSeq and is a predicted model, not a curated record. The coding region runs from base 1 to 1239 and encodes 412 amino acids.